Molecule: messenger RNA, 1547 nt
Organism: Dryobates pubescens (Downy woodpecker)
Lineage: Eukaryota; Metazoa; Chordata; Aves; Piciformes; Picidae
Gene: CDC20
Product: cell division cycle 20
Exons: 10
Coding region: 1-1518 (505 amino acids)
Biological process (GO): anaphase-promoting complex-dependent catabolic process; positive regulation of ubiquitin protein ligase activity; positive regulation of anaphase-promoting complex-dependent catabolic process
Cellular component (GO): anaphase-promoting complex
Molecular function (GO): ubiquitin ligase activator activity; protein binding; anaphase-promoting complex binding
Source: RefSeq, a predicted model, not a curated record
AUGGCUCAUUUCAUGUUCGAGGCGGACCUGUACGGGCUGCUAAAGCUGGACACGCCGAUCCCGAACGCGUCCCCGGCGCGGUGGCAGCGCAAGGCCAAAGAGAGCGGCGUCCCCGGGCCCAGCCCCUCUACCCUCUUGUCGCCCAUGAAACCGGCCAAUCGCUCCCACAGCUCCAGCAGGACGCCAUCCAAGACACCCGGUAAAUCUGGAUCUAAAAUCCAGAGCACCCCAACAAAGGCUGGGGAAGAUCGAUACAUUCCCAACCGCAGCACUAUGAAGAUGGAAAUGGCCAAUUUCCUCCUAACAAAAGAGAAUGACCCUGCUGAGGAAUCACCCACCAAAAAGGAGCAACAGAAAGCCUGGGCAGUGAAUCUGAAUGGCUUUGAUAUAGAAGAGGCAAAGAUCCUUCGGCUCAGUGGAAAGCCAAAGAAUGCUCCAGAAGGCUAUCAGAAUAAACUGAAAGUGCUCUACAGUCAGAAAACAACACCUGGAUCCAGCAGGAAGCAUGGCAGAUACAUUUCUUCAAUGCCAGACCGGAUCCUGGAUGCACCAGAUAUCCGCAACGACUAUUAUCUGAAUCUCACUGACUGGAGCUCUCGGGACUUCCUGGCAGUGGCUCUGGACAGUUCUGUCUAUCUGUGGAAUCACGCUUCUGGGGAGAUCAUCCAGCUGCUGCAGAUGGAGCAUCCAGAUGAUUACAUUUCCUGUGUGUCAUGGAUUAAAGAAGGAAACUACCUUGCUGUUGGCACAAGUAAUGCUGAAGUCCAGGUAUGGGACGUACAGCAGCAGAAGCGCCUCAGAAAUAUGACCAGCCAUUCCUCCCGUGUGGGGUCCCUCAGCUGGAACAGCUACAUCCUCUCCAGCGGGGCACGGACUGGCCACAUCCACCACCAUGAUGUCAGAGUGGCUGAGCAUCAUGUGGCCACACUUGCUGGCCACACACAGGAGGUGUGUGGACUCAAGUGGUCUCUAGAUGGCCGUUACCUGGCCAGUGGUGGCAAUGACAACCUGGUGAACAUCUGGCCGCAUGUCCAGGGGGACAGUAGAGACUUCGCUCCUGUACAUACCUUCACUCAGCAUCAGGGUGCCGUCAAGGCUGUGGCAUGGUGUCCCUGGCAGUUGAAUGUUCUAGCCACCGGAGGUGGAACUAGUGACAGACAUAUCCGCAUCUGGAAUGUGUGCUCUGGCACCUGUCUCAGUGCUGUUGAUACCCAUUCCCAGGUCUGUUCUAUCCUGUGGUCAACAAACUACAAGGAAUUAAUUUCAGGCCAUGGCUUUGCACAGAAUCAGCUAGUUUUAUGGAAGUAUCCAACAAUGGCCAAGGUCACAGAGUUGCGAGGUCACACGGACAGAGUCUUGAACAUGACUAUGAGCCCCGAUGGUACAACGGUGGCCUCGGCAGCUGCUGAUGAAACAGUGCGCCUCUGGCGCUGUUUUGAGAUGGACCCCAUAAAGAAGAAGGAGAAAGAGAAGGCAAAUAGUGCCAAGAGCAGCAUCAUUCACCAGGGCAUCCGCUGAGUGCACAGGGGUAUUGUGGGGUGGUGGGG